This is a messenger RNA of Chondrus crispus (carragheen), 1665 nucleotides long. RefSeq lists its product as hypothetical. Lineage: Eukaryota; Rhodophyta; Florideophyceae; Gigartinales; Gigartinaceae. Gene Ontology annotation, molecular function: RNA polymerase II transcription regulatory region sequence-specific DNA binding; DNA-binding transcription factor activity, RNA polymerase II-specific. The transcript has a single exon. Gene Ontology annotation, biological process: regulation of transcription by RNA polymerase II. The record is from RefSeq and is a predicted model, not a curated record. Gene Ontology annotation, cellular component: nucleus. The coding region runs from base 1 to 1665 and encodes 554 amino acids.
AUGGUUCCCCAGUUGCCGUUUCAUUUAUCGGGUAUCCUACUUGCAGUUAUCGGAGCUUGCAGUUAUCGCGCGGGCACUGUAUUUGCUUUGUGUGUGAGGGAGCGGUUUGGCCUUAAUCUUUGUAUAACGCAUUUCGGUUGUUUGGGCAGAGCAUCAACAUCUUCAUCCGCUGUUUCGCAGCGUAUGAGUGUUGACAAAGCAGAAAUCGACAUGGGCCGCCGACGGGAUGUGGAACACAAAUGCGAUGUAUGCGGGCGCGGGUUCUCUAUGAGCGGGCAUUUGACACGUCACAAAGCAGUGCACACUGGAGACCGCCCCUACAUGUGCAGCGCUGAAGGAUGCGACAAAUCCUACGCGCGAAAAGACAACUUGCAUCGCCACGAGCUUUCCGCACAUUCCCGCAAUCAAUGGGAGUACGAGUGCGAUGUAUCUGCCUGCUGCAAGAAGUUUCCCACAGCGAACAAGCUCAAACGCCAUCGCGAUCUCCACGAUAGACCAACUCCGUACGAAUGCGAUGACUGUGGACAAUCGUUUAGGAAGAAGCGGCAGCUAGCUACGCACCGUUCGUUACACACUGGGAAGCUUCCUUACCCGUGCACUGAAGAUGGGUGUGAAAGGGUGUUUGCGACACCGUCGAAACUGCGAAAGCAUCUGCUUUGGCAUAGCUGGGGGGAUGACAGAUAUGUGUGUCUUGAAGGCAAUUGUGCGGGAAAGGAGUCUUUUGACAAAUUUUCUCAACUGCAGAAGCACAUGAAGGCUGUACAUCCCCCUAGCCCGAAGGAAUGCGAGGAGUGCGGUCGUCGAUUUCGAACAUCAUCUGGGUUAAAAAAACACAUGCAGACGCACGAGAGUGUGGCGGCAGAUAGGAAGAGGUUUGAAUGUGAAUUUGCAAGUUGCAUCGCUGCUUUCACUUCACGUUCAAAUCUUCGGUCACAUAUUCGCAGCAAACAUACCCAACCGAACGCAUUUGGCUGUCCAAUUUGCGGACAAAGUUUUUCAUAUUUAGUGGUCUUGCAGAGACACAUGCGCUCAAUACACAAUGUCAACCCUGCCGCUUCGCGUCGUCGAGGAGCGGCUGAUACUCGAAGCGAUGCAUGCAGGAGUACCUCUCGGUCGCACACCGCACAGAGGAGAAUAGAGCAUGGAGCGGACCAAAGUGCCCAGCAUGUCGAGGAAGAAAAUUUGAACAGCGAAACUGCUGAUGAAUCUGCAUGCAGCAAAUUUGAAAUUUUGGCUGGCGGUGCUACUGUUGAACCAGCAGAUGGAUCAGUUGGGGCAUCCGAAAAGGCAUUGAACAGACGCAAACGCGGGGCGGACAAACGGACUCCGACCGGACAACGAUGCCCGAAGCGUCUGCGAUAUAUACCUGACCCGAGCCGACCGAUGCUCUGUGCAGGACCACUGCAGCUUGAUCAAGUAAGCACUGCUUCAAUGCGGCCCACACUUGGAGACAACUCUACUUACAGCAAUGACGAAAGAGAAAUGCCCUCGAAGGAGAAGGCCCCAAGCCAGAAACGUUCUUUUAAACCGACACGUCCAGAAGGUAAGGUAACUAGCAUUUCGCGACACUCUGAAGAGUGCGAAGGGGUUGAUGACCUAAGCUUUUUCAAUAGGAAGGACUCAAAUGAACGCCCGCGAAAAGAGGGUCUCGUGUGCUGCAACUAA